Messenger RNA from Phoenix dactylifera (date palm), 1206 nucleotides. RefSeq names its product transcription factor bHLH35. NCBI's taxonomy places the organism in Eukaryota, Viridiplantae, Streptophyta, Magnoliopsida, Arecales, Arecaceae. Gene Ontology annotation, molecular function: sequence-specific DNA binding; DNA-binding transcription factor activity; protein dimerization activity. The record is from RefSeq and is a predicted model, not a curated record. Gene Ontology annotation, cellular component: nucleus. Gene Ontology annotation, biological process: regulation of DNA-templated transcription.
AGGGACACCCUCGCCCUUUUUUCUCCAUUCCUUUCUUUUAUCACUAUUUCCCACGCCCUCUUCUUGCCCUCCUCUGGCUGUCUAUAUAAAGGAGCGGACGCCAGCUGAGCUCCUCCUCAGCUCCAGCUCGCUUUCUUGCCACCAGACCAAAACAAAGCAACAUAGCACCAGGAUGGAUGACAUGGAAGCCGAGUACAACUUCUACUGGGAAACCAAGCGCUUCUUUGAGUCCGAGGAGCUCGACAGCGGUUGGGGAUUGGAUGAGGCUCUCUCAGGCUACUACGACUCGAGCUCCCCCGAAAAUGCCGCGUCCUCCGUGGCCGCGAAGAACAUCGUCAUGGAGAGGAACCGGCGAAGGAAGCUAAACGAAAGGCUUUAUGCCCUCCGAAGUGUCGUCCCCAACAUUACUAAGAUGGACAAGGCGUCAAUCAUCAAAGACGCAAUAGAUUACAUCCAGGAGCUCCAAGAGCAAGAAAGGAAGAUGCAAGCAGAGAUGCCUGCGCUUGAGUUGGGGAAAGAAGAGAAAUCACCGAUUGGCGAAACCGAGCGCGAUGACGUAAACUUCACGCAAAGGAAGAAGAAGAGAUCCUCACGAGGCUCGCCCUUGGCUCCUGGAUCCCCGAGCUUGCCAUCCAUCGAAGUAAUGGACCUCAAAGUUUGUGAAGUGGGGGACAAGACUUUGGUUGUAAGCAUCGCUUGCAAUAGGAAGAGGGACACCAUGAUCAGGAUGUGUGAGGUUUUUGAGUCUCUCAACCUCAAGAUCAUCACAGCAAACAUCACCUCUGUCUCUGGGAGCCUCUUGCACACUCUGUUUGUUGAGACUGAUGAGAUGGAUUGUGCUCGGUUGAAGGAAAAGAUAGAGGGCGCCAUUGCCGAACUUGAUGGCUCCAGAAGCCCAGGGAGUUCAAUGAGUUACUAGAUAGUGGAGAGGACCUGCUAAAGCUAUCCAUGCUUCUGUAGCCCUCUUCGAUCUUCUCUCUUUAUUGUCAGCAAAGGGAAUGGUUCUCGUAUUACUCUCUAGUUAAUUUUUUUUUUCCAGCCUUCUUGGUGUGUAGAGGGCUGUUAUUAGAAAAAAGAUAAGUGUAGGCAUUCGGUAAAUUUCCGUUUUCAAUACUAUUUGUAACGGGCUCUAAAGGAUACUUAACUGGUGUGAUAGUAACUUAGCCUUCUUCUUCAAUAUGAGGAGUGGAUUCUCUUUCCUUAUCA